AUGGCGUCUGACAGUCGGCAAGAUCGGGCGCUGAUGCGCCAGCGUGGUGCAGGAUCCCGCGCCGUUGCAACUGCUGAUUUUGGUAUCAGUUUUGGUCUGGGGGACAACAGGCUGGAGCGUCAACAGAUGCGACAAAGGGGUGCUGGGUCUCGGAAAAUUGACAAUGUCGACUUUGGAAUUUCCUUUCCGACUCCAGCACAGCGUUCGCACACAAAGACACCCCAGUCUCGAAGGUCUACUUUGCGCCAGUCGUCGCAUACGCCAGCUAGACGAAGCCGAGAACCCACGUCCGCAAGAUCUACCAGACGAAACUCGAGCAGACAGAACUCGGCUCAACCUACGGCGCCCGCGCCUGAGCCGGAAGUACUUGCACCGCACGAUGGGCCCAUAGGAGCGAAUAUUCGAUCUAGCAAAAGAAGGAAGAUAUCCCCAGCUGUUGUUACACCAACUCCACAACCUCCAACUGUUCUGCCCAGGCCAAUGCCUACAACCCGAGCUUCGGUAAGGCGAAAUUCCACCCCGAUGUUCACAAUUGCGGAAGACGACGAUGCCCGCGUGCCUCCCUCCGUAAGUCAGGCCGGAGAACAUUCGCAGACAUCGCCCUUGUUCGUGCCGGAGGGCGAGUACGAGAAGGAGAAUGAGACGCCCAACACUAUAGGCUCAAAGACAAACCCAAUGGAUUGGGAUUUGCAGACUACAAAGAGCGGGCGAAUUCUUGCUCCGUUCAUACUGGACGAAGACGUCACUGAAUCUGCGUCGGCAGCUACAGGACUGGAUGGUGAAGGGACGCGUCAGCGGGUGAUGAAUAACGAUACAUUACCAGACUCAGAUGUGCCCGGUUCUUCUAGACAGCCAAAACGGCGAAAACGGAAGCCCCGUCCUUUCGUGCGCAGGAAGCGUCGUUCAUCUAAUCAGAAUCAGUUGGUUGACACAUCAAAGGAACGCUCGCCUGCUGCUGUUUCUUCUCGAACCCCGGUCGUGGAAAUCCCAUCAUUUGGGACCCAGCCUCUGGCGGAUCGGAUCACCAAGUAUAGUAAGCUUGCGAGAAUGAGGAACAUGAGAGGAGUGACUCCUGUCUCCGACCGAGAACAAACCCCGAACCAAGGAGAGGAGGAGGAUGAGUCGUACGUUGAACAGAGCUCUUCUGAAGCAGAGACGCCUGCUGCAAGCAUGAAGAGCAAGAGAAAGACUCGCCAACAGAUCUCCCAAAAUGGUUCGGCCGAAGUUUCUAAGAGCAACAAAGGCAGACCGACCUUCCCUAUUCUCACUCAUCGACUGGCCAGUGUCUCGAUUUUGCCAACCAUCAACGAAGAAGGUGAAGCCUCAAUGGGAGAUGCACUCCCUGAUGUUGCGAAUCAUCGAAAUCACCCAAAUGUGGUGGACGUGCUCGCGCAGAUCUGUCGCGAGACAAUCUCGAACGCAAUUGACCGUCUGGCUGAAACUGAACAGCCCAAUAAACGGAUAUCGCUCAACAACAAACGGAGCGCCCUCGAAGCAUUCGGAAAAGACCUUGAUGACGAAUUGUUCGCCAUGUCCGAGGCUGUAGAGAACCGCUUCGACCUGGAAGCCCGCGUUCGAAAGACUAAGCGGGAGAAAGCAGCACUGCAAACGGAAUAUAUCGAGUUAAGGAAGGAGCGCGAACAGGUUGCAUUAAAGUGUGACGCGCUCAGACGACGGCAUUGGCAAUGCGAAGAGUCUACAAGGGAGAAGUGGACGCUCAGUGAGGCGGCUCGGCGCGUGGAGCAGGAGAUGGACAGAAAUCCAGACGCCGAUGAUGAAAGUAUCGAGUUCCUUAUACGAAGCGUGACAGCGAGCAGCAGUGCAUCGGGACAUGGUAUCUUGGAUAAGGUCAUGUCGUUCAAUGCCCAGUUGGAGAAUAUGGCAUUGUUUCUGGAAAGAGGCAAUGUUGCUUGA
Molecule: messenger RNA, 1914 nt
Organism: Fonsecaea multimorphosa CBS 102226
Lineage: Eukaryota; Fungi; Ascomycota; Eurotiomycetes; Chaetothyriales; Herpotrichiellaceae
Exons: 3
Coding region: 1-1914 (637 amino acids)
Source: RefSeq, a predicted model, not a curated record